ACUCUAGACAAAUGAUUGAAUAAACCUGGUAAUCGUUUUAAGACGUUUCAUGUACCUUUUAGCUGUUGAACUUGGAAAACUGUCCUCACUGUAUGGUCAGUUAGGAUCUACGAAGCUAACAUACGUAGGGAGUUUUCUAUAAGCCAUCUUUGGGUGAGUGAAUUUAUCUCAGUCUCUCCCUGACAUUUAUAUAAGUAGUACUAAUUUAACCGUUGUAUAUAACUUCAAAAUAUUCUUCAGUGUGUUGAUUCAUUGUUUAUUACUAUACACAGUGGAUCAACAGGUUCACGGAUGGUUUUACUGGACUCCAUGGGAAACCAAAUAGGAUGUGCAGAGGGUCCUUCAACAAACCCAUGGUUAUUGGGCUUAGAAGAAGUUGCUAAACGUAUUCUGGAUUUAGUGGACUCAGUAUUUUUGAACUCUGGUGAAAAGUCUGCGAAACCACUUAGCCAUUUAGGUUUAUCGUUGAGUGGUAUUGAUACUAAAGAAAAUCAAAAUGAAUUGGCAAAUGCUAUCAAAACUCUUCGUCCAAAUGUUGCACAAGAAAUACACGCUUGCAAUGAUAGUAUUGGUACAUAUCUAACAGUAUGUGAGAGUGCUGCUAUUGUAUUAGUGUGCGGAACUGGUUCAAUAUGUAAUUACAUAAGAUCGGAUUUAACUUUUCAACGGGUUGGAGGAUAUGGACAUAUACUUGGGGACAAUGGUUCUGCCUACUGGAUUGCACAUUAUGCAGUAAAAGCACUUAUUGAAUCAGAUGACAAAAUUAUUGAUACUGAGUAUAACAUGGAAAAUGUACGAAAAGUGGUCUAUUCAUAUUUCAGCAUAGAAAAUAAUCUAGACUUACUUCAACAUUUUUAUACAAACUUCAGUAAAAAUAAAAUAGCUGGAUUGUGUGAACAUCUUUCUAUAAUUGCUCGGGAUGGUGAUGAGUUUUCUAAAUCUGUUUUUCGUGAGGCAGGUAUACAGUUAGCCCGUCAUGUUAGAGGCGCUUUAUAUUAUGCCGUUCAGGAUUCAACACCACAAAAUGCAAAUAUGACAGUUAUCUGUUGUGGUUCAGCAUUCAAGAGUUGGGAUCUAUUCAGAGAUGGUUUCUGUGAUUUUCUAAAGCCUACUGGAAAGGAUAAAUGGUCUGGCACUUUAACUUUAGUUCAACUGAAAACUAGUGCAGCUUAUGGUGCAGCUCGUCUUUCAGUUUAUUUUGAUCAUAAACUAAAAAUUCCAUUACCACCAGAUUCUUAUGUAAAAUUUGAUGAAUUUACUGCCGGUAUACGUUUUUAA
Trichobilharzia szidati is the source of this 1278-nucleotide messenger RNA. The record is from the annotation of a GenBank genome assembly. NCBI's taxonomy places the organism in Eukaryota, Metazoa, Platyhelminthes, Trematoda, Strigeidida, Schistosomatidae.